AUGAGCUGUUCAAUAUGCUCACGUGCCCCUCAUUCCCGCCUUUCUUUCUACUGUCCGACAUGCGCACGCAACCAGCUAUAUCAACUACGAAUCGACAGCACCCAAGUUCUUCUGGAGAAAGAAGCACUUGGAAAGCAAAUAGAGGUCGCUGUUACCUGCGGCAGCCCCUGGGAUAGGCCCUCUUCACAUAGACAAGAGCUGGUCGAUACGAGUAAAGCCUGCUCUUCUCGCUGGGUCCUCCAAACGAUAGACACUCGACAUGCAGUGUCUUUGACAAAGAGGGAAUUGGUUACCCAUCAGCUUGAGGUUUUGAAGUUAGAGGUUGAAGCUAAAAAGGCAAGGAUCAUCAAGCAAAAAGAGGCUCUAGCACGCAGACAGUCAGAUGCAGAAUCUGCCAAAUUUCAAUUGGAAGAGCGGGAAACUGGAAUCCUGGCGGGUGUUCAAAAUUCCAGCAAGCGGGUAGAGCACGUUUGGCACUCGCUCCAUAGCAAAACGGCUGAGUCACGUAUUUAUCUUUGUCGAGAAGUCGCCAAUCUCUAUGGCCUGCGGAAGGCUACGAAGAAGGGCCAACGUCGGGAGACAUAUGUUCUUGGGUGUGGUUUUAUUGUUGACUUGAGGGAUAUGAAUGGCAAGUCUCCCCUGUUGCUUCCAAACAGUUGA
Messenger RNA from Penicillium digitatum Pd1, 660 nucleotides. The record is from RefSeq and is a predicted model, not a curated record. Lineage: Eukaryota; Fungi; Ascomycota; Eurotiomycetes; Eurotiales; Aspergillaceae.